This is a messenger RNA of Labrus mixtus (cuckoo wrasse), 1797 nucleotides long. RefSeq names its product small integral membrane protein 32-like. The transcript has 2 exons. Lineage: Eukaryota; Metazoa; Chordata; Actinopteri; Labriformes; Labridae. The record is from RefSeq and is a predicted model, not a curated record. The coding region runs from base 739 to 1080 and encodes 113 amino acids.
UCUCUCACCCUCUCUCUCCCCCUUUCUCUCUUUCCUUUGCUCCGUGAUACGCACGCAAUCCAGGACACAAUUGGAAGUCGUUUAAGACCCGAGGUGCUGCCGUGUUUUGUCCUCCAUUAAUCCAUCCUUUCGUCUCAUUUUAGUCACACUGGAUCAAUAGUCCCACGCGGGCAGGCUGCUGGUAGCAUCUCACUAGCGCGUAUCGACCCUCUUCCGGAUAAAAGAACCACCAUAGCUGCGCCCUGUACGCACAGGGAAAGGCGAUCUUGCUUUAGUUGCUGCGCACCACGACGCACGAGAGGACAUGUGUGCGCACCAGCGAUCGUUGUCAAACUUCACCACCUCUGACAGACCUUAAAGUCAUCUGGAUAUCGCAACAGAAGGCUACAAACACAGCCGGUGUUGUGGGCAGGACGAUCUGGAUUUAAACGCCAACAAGUGGAAUUCGGUUCUUUCACUGGUACUCUGAUCCGGGCUCACACAUGUGUUUGGCCAGGUGGGUGUAGUGUGUCAGGAGACACUGCGUUAAUAUCCCACAGCGCGACGAAUGGUCUGUAGGCUCAGAUUCGGGGCUACCGACCCGCCGCUGCUCCACAGCGCGUCCUCGGGGCUUGAGCGGACAGAGCUAGGGGCGCUGAGGAAUGCAGAGCCGGGAUUGUGUCUUUUCCAGCUCACCUGCGGAAACCUUCGCAGCGCACACCAAACCGACCCACGCAACCGGUGAGCCUGCUGUGCGCGAUGCUGAGGCAGAUCCUCCUCAACUCCACCGACUCCUCAGAUUUCGACCUGGUGCUCAUGGCCCAGUCCUCCACGCACGCCCCCGCCUCCCUGAACGCCUCCCACGGCGGCUCUGUGAGCGUGGCCGCCCUUCUGAGACCUACCACGGGGCGGGGGGGAGGGGGGCUCCGGGAGGGCGAGCUCCACAAACCGGACUUGAUCACCUAUAUAGUCAUGUGCCUGCUGCUUUUCCUCUUAGUGCUGCUCAUUGUGUUCUUCAUCAACUGCCAGCUCCGGAACUCUUUCUUCGCCUCCAUGCCAUAUGACAGGUCACUGAGAGAGGCCCGGACCUCCUACAAGUAGGCAAGACCAACAGGAUUAACCUCUGGGACUAUGGGGUAUAGGCAAACUCCUGUGGUGGGUUUCAGGACAAACUGUUCCCCCCUGAACUGCUUCUUCUGCUACACGUACAAGACAUGAAUCUGUUGCCUUUGCGAGUUUUCUUGGACACCUUGGAUGCUGUCAUGGAAAUCCCAACAGAACCUAAAAUCAUUAGUCAGUACCCAGAAUUACAUCAUUUGGCCCAAUUUCCCUUCAAAGGUCCACAGCCCCCUCCCAAAAAAUAUCACUUCAGUCAAUAUGGAGGCAUUUUUAGGAGAUGUAAGGCGGGCAUUGGCCUACUUUUGUGUAGAAAGAAAACAGUACAAAUGCAAUUUUUUUUUGACUAAUGUAAGUUUUUUUUUUUGCAAUUGAUAAGUAUAAUGUGAAACAAUUCAUCAGCCCGUGCCAUGGCACUGCAUCCUAUAAAUAAAUGGUUUAUUUCCUCUGUGGUGUUAACUCCCAACCGUGUUUUAGUAGUUUCUUACAGAUUUGACCUGAAACUUGGAGAUUGGUCCUGAAGUCGUAAUAUUUCACUCUAAGAAGAAUCUGUUUUUCUGUACCUUGAAGGUCAUCUAUGUUAACAUGGAGAGAGCCUACGGUCAUUUCUGCAUUUUGUAGACUGUGAAUAAGUUGUCUUGUCCACCAUUGUAAAGUGCUUAAAGAACAGACAAUAUCGUCUCAUAAAGAUUUUCAAAUGUA